CAACAGCAGCAGCAGCAGCACCAUCACCAGCAGCAGCAACAUUUAGCUGGAGCUGGACACACGCAGCACCCGGCCGCAGCAGCCAUUGCAAUGGGGCACAGCCAACUGCUGUUGCACGGAAAUGAGCGCAUGUUAACAACACCAGCAACAGCAACAGCAACAACAACAGCAGCAGCAGCAGCAGCAGCUUCAGCUGCAACAACAACAACUGCGACCUGCCAACAGCCAACAGGCAGCAAGACAGCAGCAGGAGGAGCCACCAACUCCCACACCCACAAUGACAAAAUGGCGUCAGCUAGCCGAAAUGUCAACGGAAGUUGUAUCAACCACAGUAGCAGCAUGUCCACCGCACAGCAACAACAGCAUCAACAACAGGCGCUGACGUUGACAAUGAGUAGACAGGGCCCCGGGCCAGGUCCGCCCAUGCAGCUGAGCAACCGCAUCACCUUGGGCGAGUGCAGUCUCAAUGACUUGGAUGGUUUUUCAGCAGCACCACCGGCGCCGCCGACAUCAUCAAUCGCACCACACACACCACAAGCGCCUCAAAUACUGCAGCAGCACACCGUAAUGGGCAUGGCCAUGGCCGGAGAUGGAGGCAUGGGCAUGGCCAUUAGCAUGGGUCCAGCGCUCAACCAAUGCACCUACUGCUGCCAGCCAAUUUGUGAUCGUUACAUCAUGCGCGUGGUGGACAACUCGUUUCACGAGGGCUGCCUCAAGUGCUCCGCCUGUUCGUUGCAUCUGGUGCACUCGUGCUAUGCGAGGGACGGCAAACUCUAUUGCCGCAUUGACUACGAAAGACUCUACUUACGCAAUCGUUGCCUUGGCUGCGGCCAUAAAAUCGCCGCCGAUGAGCUUGUGAUGCGCUCUCAGGAGAAUAUCUUCCAUCUGAAGUGCUUCGCCUGCGUCGUUUGCGGGGCGCUGCUGAAGAAGGGCGAGCAGUAUGUGGUCAAACAGGGACAGCUUUUCUGCCGCUUCGACUACGAGAAGGAGGUGGAGAUGCUGCAGGGCUAUGACUAUUAUGGCGAUGACCUGUUUCCACCCAAAAUGGAUGGGCGCCGAGGUCCUAAACGGCCACGUACCAUCCUCAACACACAGCAGCGACGUGCCUUCAAAGCAUCCUUUGAAGUGUCGCCCAAGCCGUGUCGCAAGGUCAGGGAGAAUCUGGCCAAAGAUACUGGCUUAAGUCUGAGAAUUGUACAGGUCUGGUUUCAAAAUCAGCGCGCCAAAGUUAAGAAAAUACAGAAAAAGGCCAAACAGGAGCCGCCCGCUAAGGGUGUCAGCGACUCGCACUCGCAGGACUCACAGGAGUCGCAUGACAGCAGUCUGACAGCCAAAAUCAAGGACGAAGCGCAAAGUGAUAGCGAGUCGCAACAAGAGUCGCCAUUCUCCACAGCCUCUGACGGACUGACAAGGCUGCGUUGCAACAUCAAGGACGAACAGGAGCAGGGCACUCUCAGCUGCAUGGAGACCAACAAGGAAAACUGCAACAAGAACAGCGAGCCCAUACUGAACACCAUUCUUGGCCUGAGCUAUGCUACCUUCCAGCAGCUGAUGGGUCCCUUCACACAGACGCCAAUGAUCAAUCCGAUUGAUCGACUCUAUAGCAUGCAGAGCUCCUAUUUUCGGCCCGAUGAGCUGGGCGCCUACGGCGAAUGCGGUGGAGGAGGAGGCGGCGCCAAGGAGCCCAUGGACCACUAGUCUCGCCUGCAAAAGAAAACGUUUUAAGCCAAAAUCAAAAUUAGUACUUGUAAAAUAAACAAAAUGUUAAU
Molecule: messenger RNA, 1769 nt
Organism: Drosophila hydei
Lineage: Eukaryota; Metazoa; Arthropoda; Insecta; Diptera; Drosophilidae
Product: LIM homeobox transcription factor 1-beta
Exons: 5
Coding region: 91-1698 (535 amino acids)
Biological process (GO): neuron differentiation; regulation of transcription by RNA polymerase II
Cellular component (GO): nucleus
Molecular function (GO): RNA polymerase II transcription regulatory region sequence-specific DNA binding; DNA-binding transcription factor activity, RNA polymerase II-specific
Source: RefSeq, a predicted model, not a curated record